Molecule: messenger RNA, 2290 nt
Organism: Fundulus heteroclitus (mummichog)
Lineage: Eukaryota; Metazoa; Chordata; Actinopteri; Cyprinodontiformes; Fundulidae
Gene: slc25a18
Product: solute carrier family 25 member 18
Exons: 10
Coding region: 313-1293 (326 amino acids)
Biological process (GO): aspartate transmembrane transport; malate-aspartate shuttle; L-glutamate transmembrane transport
Molecular function (GO): L-aspartate transmembrane transporter activity; L-glutamate transmembrane transporter activity
Source: RefSeq, a predicted model, not a curated record
GGGACUUAGGCAGCGGGACAAUGCUGGUGUUUGUGCAGCGGCCCCUGAGUGGCGGCUGGCUUUCUCACAUCGCUCUCGCUUGACUAGCAGAGCUGCCAACAUUACUGAGGUGAGAGAAAGGAGAACGGCUUCAUCCUGGGAGAGGGAUGCACUGAGGGAGGCAGGGCGAGGGACGCUGAAUGUGAUCUGAGAAGUCGGCCACAGCGAGCGUCACAUAAAGGAGGACAGCUGGGAGGAGGAGGCACCUGGACCCGGUGCGCUGAAGGAACGAGAGGAGGAGGAGAGGAGCAGAGGAGCCCAGAAACAACCAAGAUGGGGGACAAGAGAGUCAGCCUCCCUGCUAAGCUGAUUAACGGGGGCGUGGCAGGCCUGGUCGGCGUGACAUGUGUGUUUCCUAUCGACCUGGCAAAGACCCGCCUCCAGAACCAGCAGGGCGUCCAGGUCUACAAAGGAAUGUUCGACUGUCUGGCAAAGACGAUACGCUCAGAGGGCUAUUUUGGAUGCUACAGAGGUGCCGCGGUUAACCUCACGCUGGUCACACCAGAAAAAGCAAUCAAACUGGCAGCCAACGAUGUCUUCAGACAAAAGCUUUCAAAGGACGGGCAUCUGCCGCUGUGGGGGGAAGUGCUGGCGGGGUGCGGGGCAGGGACCUGUCAGGUGGUGGUCACCACGCCCAUGGAGAUGCUCAAAAUCCAGCUGCAAGACGCAGGACGGCUUGCUGCACAGCGGCCCAUGGCUGCUCCCUCUCCGCUCGCGCCUCCUGGUCCUGCUCCAUCGUUAGUGGCCUCCGCGUCGCAGGCCCGGCCGGCUCGCCCUCAGCGGCCCUCUGCUACCGGCAUCACCGUGGAGCUGCUGAAGACCCGCGGCUUGGCCGGCCUCUACAGGGGGGCCGGAGCCACCUUGAUGAGGGACGUCCCCUUCUCCAUGAUCUACUUCCCUCUGUUUGCCAACCUCAACGCUCUGGGCCGCCAGAGAGCCGAGGGCCACGCCGAUGUGCGGGCGCCGUUCUGGCAGUCCUUCGUGGCCGGCUGCUCCGCCGGCUCCGUGGCCGCUGUGGCCGUUACGCCGCUGGACGUGAUAAAGACUCGUCUGCAGACCCUGCAAAAAGGUGAAGGGGAGGACACCUACCGGGGAAUUGUCGACUGCACACGACGCAUCAUGAGUCGGGAAGGACCGUCAGCAUUCCUGAAGGGCGCAGCGUGCCGAGCUCUGGUCAUCGCUCCUCUCUUCGGCAUCGCGCAGGGCGUCUACUUCCUGGGGGUAGGCGAGGCGCUCCUGGGCCUCCUGGGAUAAACGGCAGCAGUCCAGCUGUUUCCACCAGCAGCAGAGAGCAGAGGAAGCAGCACAGCCACGCUCUGCCGCCCCAAAGCAGCAGCAGAAAUAACCGAGAUGCCACAGCAAAGUGGGCCGGCGGGCUCACGCUAAUAAUUGUUCUCUAGGGUUUGACAAGCGGCCAAAUCGAGAUCCUGUGUAGGUCUGUGUAACUAAUCUGAGAGUCCUGGUUAGCGCAGGGUGCCGUUUCCCUCCAGCUGAGAUUAUUCUGGCUGUGAUUAAAGAACUGACCAAUAUUUUUACAGCAUAAUCUGAAAUGCCACACAGGGUGACCUUUUACUUCCGGCUGUGCGUCAUCUUGUGGAAGCUAAUUUAAUUUAAUUGAUCAUCUAAACCGACCCGGUGCAUGCACAGAGGUUCUGUUUGGCGUGACUCCGGCCCGUCUGCGCGUUCUGUCCAACGCCUGGUUUAAAACUGGAGCUCUGCGUUUAAAACUGGAGCUCUGCGUCUAUCUGGCCGCUCGGUUAGGCGUUCCUCCCACUCCAUCCUGUAGGGCGCAGUUGUAAUCUGGGAUUCUCCUGCUGGCCUGGGAGGCGCUCCCUGCCAAUCUCUCUAAGGUCAUUUGUUAAUCUGAUGGUAAUACUUUAAUCCCUGUGAUAGCGUACAAUUCAGUUUACAACACAACUCGCUUCCUGUUAAAAGGCCACAGGUUAGACAAGACAACACGUCGCCUUCCAGGCUCCGCCGCUUGGAAUUUAAAUAAGGACAAGAAUAGCUGAGAUAAUUAUCCCUCCUUAUUUAUGGUCUUAAGUAUGUUGCUGUAAAUCACGUGCGCACAAUAUCCAAGGACGACGCAAUCAAAGCCUUAUAAAUACCGUUUGCUUCAAACUCUACGUCUUGAAACAGAAUAAAGGAAAAUUCUGAUUUUCUCUAUAAAGUGGGGUUCUGUUCAGAGGUUAUAUUUUACCGGUAGUAAAAAACUCUCUAUGAACCGGAUCAGCUUUCCAGCUAAAAACUA